CUUGCCUGUGAACCUGUUUUACACCCUCCAAGCACCGUACCCAGACAUUUAUAUCUCUCCGAUAGCGGCUCAUAUACCUCUGAAGCUCAGCCUGUAUAUCCCAAUCUUAUAAAGGCCUACGAGCUUCUCCUUGGUCGUUCCAACCCAGCCACACAUUAGUCGCCCGGCAACACGUCGAGUCUAAGGUCUAUAUACCCCUUGGGAAGGAGCUUUGAGUAAAGGAAUGGCAAUCAUGGAUAAUCCUGGCGAACAAGAAGUCGCUCGUCUCUGGGAGCUUCUGCACCAACUCGCGGAACAGACACAGCACCAUAGGAACUUUACCGCGAAUCUACAUGUGCAGGCCUCUGGUGUGAAGAACCAGGCGAUACAUUCACAAACGGGAUUCGUGCUCAGACGAUUUAACAUGGAUAAAACCCAGGAGGAAUAUGACGCGGAACUCGAGCGUAUGAAUGCUGUCAUGUCUGCCGAGAACCAGUCCUUACAGUACGACAACAAGCAAUUGAAUGCGCUCAUAAAGGACUACGAGACAACGUUGGAGACUGUCAUGGAUCAGUUCCGAAAUCGAGCUCAUGACGUCCAAGAACAAGAACUCUCCCUCAUCCGAGAAUACGAAUCCCGCCUCAUCGCCCGCGAAACCAUCGAACAAACCGCACAAUUAACCGCCACAACAGCCUACUCCGAAUCGCUCUCCCAUAUCUCCACCCUUCUCCGACGUACACUCCGACUCCUCAACGGAGAACCAGACCCCGAUAUGCCCACCUCCUCUCUCCCUGACUCCGCAAAAGAAAUGAUCGGGAUCGCGCCUCAUACUUCCAUCUUCGACUCCCCGUACGGUGGUGAAUGGGACGCAGUGGCGGCAGCAGAUUGGGCACUGGAGAGGGAGAGCGAGCUGUCGAGGUUGGAGAAGGAAAACGAGUUGUUGAGGAGGUUGGCGGGAAUUCCUACGGGUUUGUCGGGAGAACCGUUGCAGAAAAUAGACAUGGGGCUCAGUGGAAGUCCGGGUAUCGGUGGUCCUAGUGGUGGUAGUGGGGUUGGGGAAGAUGGAAGAAUGAGUGUGUUGCCGGUUGUGUGUCUGAGUAGACAGACUGGGGCCUUGCUAGGUGGACCGAAGGGUACUGUGGGACCAUUCGGGACGUAUAAGAGGAUGAGGGCAGGGCAUGGGGGGUAGGCUGCAUUUUCAAUACAGUUAGAGCCAACGAGCAGGGUGUGUACAUCGACACAACGAUUAUUGUCCCCUUACUUCACAGCUUGAGAGAUCGUUUCUGCGUCGAGGUUGUAGAACCACGUGUAAGCUUUCAGAAGCCUGCGCCUACAAUAAAUCUGCGUAAUUUUC
This is a messenger RNA of Stereum hirsutum FP-91666 SS1, 1333 nucleotides long. RefSeq lists its product as uncharacterized. The coding region runs from base 233 to 1168 and encodes 311 amino acids. The record is from RefSeq and is a predicted model, not a curated record. Lineage: Eukaryota; Fungi; Basidiomycota; Agaricomycetes; Russulales; Stereaceae. The transcript has 5 exons.